Molecule: messenger RNA, 4347 nt
Organism: Melanotaenia boesemani (Boeseman's rainbowfish)
Lineage: Eukaryota; Metazoa; Chordata; Actinopteri; Atheriniformes; Melanotaeniidae
Gene: ndrg2
Product: NDRG family member 2
Exons: 16
Coding region: 422-1531 (369 amino acids)
Biological process (GO): signal transduction
Cellular component (GO): cytoplasm
Source: RefSeq, a predicted model, not a curated record
UCAGCCGUCGCAGCGCCUAUCAAAUAUGAUUUAAAAUAUCUGGGAGUUAAGCAAACCUUUUUGCUUUGAUUCAUUGUCGAUUAAUCUACAAAUAACUUUUUGAUUCCCCUACAAACUCCAAGGCUCCAUCUUGCCUUUUGAUUGACCGCUAUAUUUUUUCUGGUUGCUGAAUUUUCUUCCUGCUGGAGAAAAGAGAGAAGAGGAAAAAAAGCAAACACGGGGCGACUGAGAGGAAGAAGGCACAGAGGAAAAUAAAGGAGGUGGGGAAAAAGUGAAAUAACAGAUUAGCGGGAAAACAAGAGGGACAGGUUGGAGAGCAAGAAGACAUUGCGCAAGUGGAGGAGACUUGCUAUAUAUUUAGAAGUCUGAAUUUGCACGAAGAUCUUUGGUUGCUGUCUGUUCAUAAAAAGGAGGUGGCAUCAUGACGACAGAAAUGCAGGAAAUCGCCAUUACAGAGGACAAGCCUUUACUCACGGGUCAGGCUGAUCCUGCCAAGGAUGUUGCUGAACUGGCUGCGAGGAUACUCCUGGAUCAAGGACAAGAGCACAGCGUUGAGACCCCGCAUGGCGUUCUCCAUGUGACUCUCCACGGCACACGGACCACCCGCAGGCCCCCCAUCCUCACCUUCCACGACGUGGGUCUGGACAGUAAGAGCUGCUUCUCUACUCUGUUCAAGUUUGAGGAGAUGCAGGAGAUUGUCAAGAACUUCACCCUGAUUCAUAUUGAUGCCCCAGGACAAGAGGAGGGGGCUGCCGCCUACCCCAUGGGUUACCAGUAUCCCUCCAUGGACACCAUAGCGGAGAUGAUCCCUGCUGUGCUGCAGUUUUUCAACUUCCGUACUGUGAUUGGAGUGGGUGUGGGAGCAGGAGCGUACAUCCUCUCCAAGUUCACACUUGCAAAUCCAGAUUCAGUGGAGGGUCUGGUUCUGGUCAACAUUGACACCAACGCUCGAGGCUGGAUAGACUGGGCUGCUCAGAAGCUCAGCUCUGUGACUUCCUCCCUUGCAGAGCAGAUCCUGGCUCAUCUUUUCAGCCAGGAGGAGCUGUCAUCAAACACAGACUUAGUGCAGUGUCACAGAGAGCGCAUCUCUAAAGCUUCAAAUCUGGUCAACAUAGAACUCUUUUGGAAGACUUACAACAGCCGCAGAGAUUUGAACCUUGAUCGCAGCUACACUUUCAAGUGUCCAGUGAUGUUGGUGGUGGGUGAUCAAGCCCCAUACGAGGAAGCUGCUGUGGAGUGCAACAGCAAACUGGACCCAACAACAACUUCAUUCCUCAAGAUGGCUGAUGCUGGCGGUCUUCCUCAGCUCACUCAGCCUGCUAAACUGACAGAGGCUUUCAAGUAUUUCAUCCAGGGCAUGGGAUACAUGGCUUCCUCUUGCAUGACCCGCCUGUCUCGCUCCCGCACCACCUCCCUCUCCUCCUCCUACUCCAUGGAUGGCUCCCGCUCUCGCUCCCGCACCCUGUCCCAGGGCUCGCAGGGCGGCCAGAUGCCUCCCAGCCCCUCCCAAACGAUGGAGGUGUCCUGCUGAAGCAAACAAAAUAGAGAGAGAGAAAGAGAGUGAGAGAGAGUGGGAAAGAGAGGAAGGGGAUAGCAAAAGAAAGGGAAAGGCGAAGCUCGACAUUAAUGCAGGAGCAUGACGAACGGCUUUCUUAUUUGCCACAACACGACUCCCAUCAUUCCCCACAACAGCCGAAUAGAAAUAGAUGCAGUAAGAGGGAGGGAGGGAGGGAAACAAAUGGGAGUGAUUUUGGUGGAAGAUAGAGCUGACCUCCACAAGUUUGCAUCUCAUGCAAGUCCAGUCCUUCUCUUUACAUCCCCAGCUGAAAACAAAAGUAUACCGGGUUGUUCUACAGCAAAGCACAGGUUUUAAAAAGCACGACAAGAAUAAAUACAACAAAGAAAGGAGGUGAAGAACAAUAACAGUCCUCCCUCCCUCCUUCUGUUGGAGCCUCUGUCAGCCAUUUGAACCCUUUAAUCUAGAUUCAGAGUGGCAUAUAGAAGCCGCACACCUCCUGUUAACCAAUAGUAAUAAUUCUGAAAUGUUCUUGUUGAUGAUGAUGAUAUUGAAGCUAAUGAUGAUGAUACUCUAAUAGAAAAAAAAAAAAAAACUGUAACACUUUUCUCUUUAUUACAUAACGACUUUAAUAAUUACAUAGAUAAAAAAAAAAAAUCAUACUAUAGCAGCGAUACUUACAACGAUGUGUGUCUUCUACUUUUUUAAUUUAGCUUUUUCUUUUCUUUUCUUUUCUUUUUUUUUUGUCGGAUUUUUAUUUUGUAAUUUGUAACCUGUCUCAACAAGGGGCUGAAGCUACUGAUUGGUUGAGCCGUCGUGUGGUAACAGCCAAUGAGAGCCAUUAUAGUGAUUACUUCCUCUUUGAUGUUGCCAGGUUGUUUAUGUCUUCCAUUUGCCCCCAGUCUAUAAGUUAGUGUUUCUUUUUUUUUUUUAAGGCAGGAAACUCUGUUUUUUGGGGAUUUUUUUUCUCCUUCUGGACUGUUUGGAAAUUGCAUGCCUGGUGUCAGCCCAUGUGAACACUGACUGGAUAAUGUUUUACUUUCAUAUUCUGCUUACGCGUUGUAUGAAUUUGUGUAUGUGUGAGUGGAAAAUGAUGCUCCGAAGGUCGGAAAUGGUAAAGUUUAGAGGAGGUUUUUAUGUGUUUUAGCUAGCCGGCACACUAUUAUUAACAUUAGUCGCGCAUUAUAAAGUGCUUCCAAUAUCACUGGUUGUCUUGCACCACGUGUUGUGAUAUCCAGACCUGUGUGCUCCUCUCUAGCUGGUCUGGAUAUCGCACUUUUAGUGCUAGACCGGGCCAGAAGGGAUCACUGUGUUCAUCGUCUGGGUUGUAGUUUCUUAGCCUUGCCCAAGCAUAAACACCUCCUAACAAACCCAGCCAGCAUACUUUUAUGUUUAUGUGCGCUCUGAGGUGAAAUGAACACACAGUCCUCUCCACCAAGAAGCAGCUUUAUUCGUGCAGUGAGGUCGGGACAAAUGCGUUUGAAUGUGAUCGUUGUGUGAAUGAGGAGGUAAAUGGGGGGUGAAUGGGAGCGCUUUUAUCCAGUAAACACAAUUAACAAAGCAGCAAAGAGGGAGGAAGGACAGGGUCCACAAGGAUAGCGUAGUAAUAAUUGUUGAGACCAACAAAACCCCCUGUGACUAAUCAAUGACAAUGAACCAGCCCCUUCACUGCCACCACACUCAAGGUACAGAAAUGCCUGCAGAUGUGAACGAAUGUUCGAACUUUAAACCAAAUGGUUGUAGCCAAAAAUCAUCAAACAGUAGGUGUUUUUUUUUAUUUUCUUGGUCCAAAUUCUGCCAUCAGAAGCUAAAUAAAGACUUAGUAAAACUAACCUUCCUCUGAAUUGUUAAGAUUUUAACACAAAGCUUACCACUGCCCUGUGACGUAGCCAUUAAACUCUAUUUGUAAAGGAACCCAUAUUUGGAUCCAAGCAUGUGCAUUUAUAAGUGUGUUCUGAUCCAACUUUUUUUAGUUGUUUUUUUUUUAAAAUAUAAAGAGCGCAUCAUUUAAAUAAAUUAGCUGGAGGUUGCCUGUUUCUUGCACAUGCUAUGCAGUGCUCCUUUCCCCAAACUUUUUUUUAGUAAGACUGAGUGAUGAUGAUUUUGCUGAGCGUGAGAAGAAAGUCAGCAGAGUGCCUGGGAUUGGAGCUUGUAGAUUGAGGCGAUGGCGGCAGCAGUCUGUUUUAAGUUCCCUCCCCUCCGAGCUGCCAAAGCGAUGCACGGCCACGUUUUGAGUCGGUAAUGGUCGAUAAGUUUGCUGCUGAAAACAAAACAUUGUGACAUCAAAUCAGGAUGCUUUUCCUUUUUCAGGCACAUUAGAUUUCUAGAAUGUUUGGUUGAAAUAAAAACAGUCAGGCAUGGGAAGGUCUACCAAAUAAAGAACAUGUAGAACCGUGAUAAUAGUUAAUAAGGAAAACAGAGUGGUACUUCUUUCUGGAGAGUUGAACAGGGUGGUGUGAUUGUAAACGCUUGUCCAUUUUGUCUUUUUUUUUUCUCUUAAUUUUUACUUUGAUUACUUUUUUCUUUUCCCUUAUACAGUCUUGAGGUUUUUAUUUUAUUUUAGUUUUUUCAUUUCUUUUUUAAAAUCUAUGUGAAGUGUUAGUUUACUGUCCCAAUGUGCUCACAAGUUAGUUAACCGUGUGAUAGUUCUUGUGUAACUUUUUUAGCAUUAGCGCUUAUAAGGGAGAAUAGUAAUAUAAUUACCAAUAAAAAGAUGAAAUGCUAAGAGAAUAAAAAUCAGAUUUACUUGUGUGGCUAAUUUCUCUGUGUAACACAAUGGACAUCCUAAAAAAAGUCAAGCAAACUUAAAUAUUAAUAAAUGAUUGAGCGGA